AUGUGCAUUGUCUCAGCCCAAGUCAUACAUGCCAACUGUUCGUGCAAAGCUGGCAAAGUAGGAUAUUGUAAUCACGUUCUUGCUAUAAUGUUAAAAGAGUGCAAGUUUAGUUUAUUCGACAGCAAAAGCACAGCAGAUUUGAGCCAGGAGGAUGAUGAACAACCAGAUCUUGCUUGCACAUCCCAACUUCAAAAAUGGCACAAGAAGGGUCGCGGGGACAAAAUAUCUGCUCAACCGGUAAUGGAAGUCACCAUUUCAAAAACAAAGUUGGAUGAUACCAAAACUAGGGAAGGAGUGAAGUGCUUGUUGUAUGAUGCAAGAUCAAACCCUGUGCAUGAUGUUCAAGCAGAACUU
This is a messenger RNA of Porites evermanni, 354 nucleotides long. The record is from the annotation of a GenBank genome assembly. NCBI's taxonomy places the organism in Eukaryota, Metazoa, Cnidaria, Anthozoa, Scleractinia, Poritidae.